AUGGCGAAGACAAAGCAUCGAGAGCGCAAGCUGCCCAAGCAGCAGUUGACCAUAUUGGCAAUAUGCCGCUUCGCCGAACCCAUCUCCUCGACCUCCCUCUACCCCUACCUCCCUGAAAUGGUCGAAUCCUUCAACGUCCCGCAAAACGAAGUCGGAAAAUGGGCAGGAAUCUGCGCCGCAGUCUUCUCGCUCUUCCAAGCCCUCGUGGGCGUACCCUGGGGUCGAUUCUCCGACAGAUAUGGUCGCAAGCCCGCAAUCCUCAUCGGACUCACGAGCACAAUGUUCACGACGAUAAUGCUGGGAUUCAGUACCAGCUUACCGAUGGCGAUUCUCGCGAGAGCAAUAGCAGGAGCUGGAAAUGGGAAUGUGGGGAUCAUACGGACGACGGUGGCAGAAAUGGUGCCGUUCAAAGAGCUGCAGCCUCGAGCGUUCAGCCUGAUGCCAUUGGUAUGGAACAUUGGUAGUAUCUUCGGGCCUACAAUUGGCGGUGCGUUGGCAAACCCGUACAAUGUUCAGCCGGGAGAGGAACACAGGAGUGGGAACUUGCUAAGGAUGUAUCCUUACGCUUUGCCGAAUAUUGUUUCAGCACUGAUCUUUGCGGUUGGCAUUACGACUGGCUUGCUCUUUCUGGAAGAGACGCUGGAGGGCAAGGAGAAUAGACGAGAUUACGGCCUCAUACUCGGAAAGAAGCUCACAUCUGCAACGAAGCGACUAUCGCUUAGGCUAGCACGACUGCUCCGCCUGCGCCCAGCACUCAGCGAAGACGAAGCCAAUCGCGAAACCGAACCUCUGAUCAAGCGCAGCUCCGAUGAAGAAGAUUCGCUUUCAUCCGAGACGAAGGUCGACCUCCCACGCCCAACAUGGCGCUCCGUUCUCAAUCGCCAAUCCGUGGUCAAUCUCAUCGUCUACACCCUCCUCGCCAUGCACGGCAUGGCGUUCGACCAGCUCAUACCCGUCUACAUGCAACACUCGCCAAUCGGUAGCCCGCACUCAACACCCUAUACAUUCCCUCUCAAAUUUGCCGGCGGCUUCGGCCUCAACCACUUCGAGAUCGGCCUGAUGUCGACAUUCUACGGCGUGGCAGGCAUGUUCGUGCAGUUCUUCGUCUUCCCUCCUCUAUGCCGGAAGUACGGAGUCCUGUUCUGGCUCAAGGUGUCCGCUUGCACUUUCCCGAUUGUCUACUUCAUCACGCCAUUCACCGCCCUGCUGCCCACGACCCGCUGGCAAGUCAUUUGCAUGUUCGCCUUGAUGGCGACAAAGUGUCUGGCCGGGAUCUUCGCCUUUCCCUGCAGCACGAUCCUGCUCACGAACAGCGCUAGCAGUCUACGCACACUCGGCACGCUGAACGGGAUUGCGACCAGUGUCAGUGCUAUUGGACGUGCGAUUGGGCCGGCGAUGUCCGGGGCGAUUUUCUCGGUUGGAGUGAAGAGGGGGUAUGUCAUUGCGCCUUGGUGGUUCAUGGCGGCCAUUGCGGCGCUUGCAGCGGUACCAGUUUGGUGGCUGGUGGAAGGCGAGGGCUUUGGAGGCGACGAUGAGGUCAGUGAUGUCGAGGAGGAUGAGGAGGACUUGGAAGAAGGAAUUCUGGAAACAGGACUGGAAGGGCAAGCAGAAGGCCAGGCUAAACCAGGACCACUGCCAGGCGUGAAGACGCAAGACGCUCACAACGACGACGAGCAGCUGGAACGAGCAUACGGUGGUCUCGCUCCACUCAGUCGCACAGCGACCAUGGCAUCCUCCGUCCUCUCCGACGAUGAUGGCGCUCCUCCGUCAGCGACCCGAGGCAGGAGUCGGGCUACGUCUGCCGCGGAUCUCGAUCGGCAAGGUGGACCUUCAUCAACACCACCACCGACGUUGAGUCGCAGAAAUUCGAAGCGUGUGAUGAGGAAGAUUUCGAUUCCGAUUGGUAUGGGCAGGGAGGGCAUCAGUCGACGGUACUCGAGUAAUUUGGGUCAGAGCUUUGGGAGUGCGGGGAGCUAUCAGUGA
This is a messenger RNA of Zymoseptoria tritici IPO323, 1983 nucleotides long. RefSeq names its product putative major facilitator superfamily transporter. The transcript has 2 exons. Gene Ontology annotation, biological process: transmembrane transport. Lineage: Eukaryota; Fungi; Ascomycota; Dothideomycetes; Mycosphaerellales; Mycosphaerellaceae. The coding region runs from base 1 to 1983 and encodes 660 amino acids. The record is from RefSeq and is a predicted model, not a curated record. Gene Ontology annotation, molecular function: transmembrane transporter activity.